AUGGCCUGUGGCUCUUCUGUUCAGGUGUACCAUGAAGGUCUCCUCGCCUCCAUCUUGGAGACACUGCUUUUUCACUCGGCUGCGGCUCACGCUGCGGAUGCGCAGCUGCCGGACCUUGUGGAGUACUGCAACAGGAAGCUGCAGAAGUUGCUGCUGCGGUCUGCCAAAUCGGCAACAUCUACUGCUGCAGAUUUCGGGAGAAGAUCAGCGGCUUUGGAAGCAGCACCACUCGCUGCUGCGAAGAGAACACCUGAGGAUUUAUCCGAUCUCCAGGAACGACAGGAGUCAGAAGCUUCCUUCGCCGCUGAAAUGUGCGCGCUCACGUUGCUACGCUUCAUUUUUGACAACCGCAAAAGCCUUCAAAUGACAAUCAUGACCCUUAUGCUGGAUCAGUACGAUGUCCUCUUGACGCUUAUUGCUCUUUUGGAGCACCAGCCAUGGAGACGACAGACCUCCACGGGAGAGCAUGAAGUAUAUGAGGAACAGCAGGUCGCCACUGUUGUCUGUCUUAUUGCGGCUUCCGGUGUCGAUGAUGCUGAAGGGCAUCGAGGAGACGUAGACAAGCACCAAUGGGGAUCAUUUGCCGCCAGUUUGGCUGCUGCUGAUGCUGUUGCUGCAUUUUUCAGCUGGAAGACUGUUGAGCGAGGGGAUGUGCGGAUCAGCAAAGCAGAAGCGCAAGUAAGUCCUAGAGCUUUUGUUGCGCCUGAUGGUUUGUUGUGCUGCUUUGUGGCUGACGCCGCUGCCGAUGAAGCUGUGUGGCUGACUAUUUACGGACUUAUUAUGGAUCCGGAUUGCAGACAACGGUGCGUGGCCGGAGACAGGGGGGCCGCUGCUGCUGAUGCAGGUGUCACCAGUCAGCUUGCCGCUGCUUCUGGGGAGGGGCCUUUCUACGGUCAUCUGCGGUGGGGCGCACAGCAGAUAUCGACUGCACGCGUAUCACAGCUCGGGAAGAGCAGCCGCUGCAGAACCGUGUGUGAGUGCUACUGCUUGCAGCUUAGGAGGCACCUGAACGAAGUGCUAUACGACCAAAUUCCUCCACUCAGAGAUUUGCACCGAUAUUUAGAACAACCCGAAAUGCGAGAGCAUCUGCUGCAAGAGCACAGCCACGAGUGGGAGGCUCUAGCCGCCACAGCAAGAAGGCACCUUUGCAGCAACAGGACUGAAGAUCAGCAGCAGGCGCUACGUGGCAUAGCAGACGUAAUACAAGCAAAAAUAGAGAUGGUCAUCGCCAAGUGCAGGCGAUGCGGCCGCAAGGUAUGUCACACUUUGCCACGAAAUGACAGCGGCCAGCGAAAAGCAGCUUCUUCAUGCCUGUUUUAUUGGCCUCACAAAAAGCCAGCUGGUACCGCCUGCUCUCUGGUCAGUACUGGAUUGGAGCUGUGGGGGCAGGGAGGGUGUGGGGCUAGUGGCAGCCAAGCCCACCGGGAUAUGUGGCUGGCUGGCGUAGCUAAUUGUGCACUAAAAAGUUGUCCUAUUGCUACAUUGGGGGCGACUUAUGGUUAG
Messenger RNA from Cyclospora cayetanensis, 1503 nucleotides. RefSeq lists its product as uncharacterized. The transcript has 8 exons. Lineage: Eukaryota; Apicomplexa; Conoidasida; Eucoccidiorida; Eimeriidae. Gene Ontology annotation, cellular component: cytoplasm. The record is from RefSeq and is a predicted model, not a curated record. Bases 1 to 1503 code for a protein of 500 amino acids.